CAACAGUUAGCUAGCCCAAUAAAUAUUUCAUAAGUACUUAAUUGGUGUUUUGAUACUUCAAUUGUGAUAUUUUUAUUUUAAUUAUAGUUUAAUACUUAAUUUAAAAUUUUAUCUAUAUUAUAAAUAGACGAUAACCAUAAAUUUGCAACAAAAAUAUUGUUGGUUCGAAUAUUUCAUAUCGAAUUAUAGUAUUGAAUAUGUAGAAGCGAUAUAGAAUUCUUAAAUUAUCAUUAAUUUUCAGAACUAUAGUGAAACAAUCAUAUCUUUGUGCGAACUAUAGGGGAUUGGUUCUCUGAACAUUUUUGUCCGGUUAAAUACUAAGUUUGAAACUCUUCCUAGGGGUGUGCGUGGGUCGGUUCGUUUGGGUUUAGAUAUUUUAAUCACCUAAAUCAUAUACCACGAUUUUGAAAACACUGUCACGACCCGAAAUGUCGUGAUCGUGUUGAUCGUCUGAAGAACGCUGCCAUCUGGUUGUCUUGCCAUGAGAAGGGUAAAGGGGGCGACAUUAGCGAUGAGGCGUUGUCUGCCUGUGCAUCGCAUCUGGCCGAGUCAGGAUGUGGCUAUGAAAGGGAUCGUUGCAAGAGAAGGCACAACUGGUCGGAGGCUAUUGACGUCUCCCUGAUGAGCCCAAGGCAGGGCGAAACCAGUUGGCAUGCGUAUGCAGAGAGGCUGGUCUUGAGGAAUGAGUGCACCUCAAGACGCCGCACGGACUUCGGAAGUCUAUGUCCGUGACAAGUGGUAUCAGAGCCUGGUUAGGCUGAAGAGUCUAGUUCCUCUCUCAGUACGGCAUAAGUCGUGUAUGGGCCGACCCUAUGCCCGAAUGAGAGGCGGUCCUAGGUGUGCAUAUCAGGCGGUCCGGACGCAGAUACACAUGUGUUGCGCCAUUGUGGAGGACCUUGACAGGCUGAAGAUGCAGCGGCCGAGAAUGCCGUUCAACCGAGGAACUAACGCUAGAGAGAGCGUAGGGUGAAGGUCGAUUGAGGUACAAACGCUGGGAGUAGCAUAUGGUGAAGGUUGACUGAGGUAAUAGCGCAGCAGAAGCAAAGAGUGAAGGUUGAUGUCGAGGGGGGAAGCGGUAUGUGCGCGGGGCACAAUAGGCUAGCGCGAGAACACGAGCGGAGCCUGUCCAUCAGAGGAUGGUAUCGUAUGCGGAUGCCCACAGUCGGUUCGAGAGUUGCAAUACAUGCUGCGGAGAGAAGCAUUCUUCACCAGCACGAGGACGUGCUGCAUUAUGAGUGGUGGAGAAUGUCACAACCCGAAAUGUCGUGAUCGUGUUGAUCGUCUAAAGAACGCUUCCAUCUGGUUGUCUUGCCAUGAGAAGGGUAAAGGGGGCGACAUUAGCGAUAAGGCGUUGUCUGCCUGUGCAUCGCAUCUGGCCGAGUCAGGAUGUGGCUAUGAAAGGGAUCGUUGCAAGAGAAGGCACAACUGGUCGGAGGCUAUUGCCGUCUCCCUGAUGAGCCCAAGGCAGGGCGAAACCAGUUGGCAUGCGUAUGCAGAGAGGCUGGUCUUGAGGAAUGAGUGCACCUCAAGACGCCGCACGGACUUCGGAAGUCUAUGACCGUGACAAGCAAAAUGAAACACCCUAACCCGGCCGUGUACUACUUUUAUUAAAAUGCCCUUGAUAAAUAAAAUACUCAAAUCUUAAAUUGCAACGGGAAUGAUUUUCACAAAUAAAAUAUAUUGAAAACACACACUUGUAGCUCAAACCAAAGCCCUAACACGUGGGCAAAUUAAACUCAAACUUUAAAAUCUCAAUCUGAUCUCAAAAUAAUCUCCAGUCUGUACUCAUAAUCAUAAAUGUAAUUAACUGAUAAUCUCUGAAGUUGUUGCUACUGAAAACCUUGACUAAGCAUCCUCCAUGACGCUUAUACUGCUCUCCUCUAGUUGGCUGCCCUCGAACUCGCUGCUCACUAAUUGCUCAUCUAGCUCCUCAAACUAGUGAGUGAGAUGGGGUCAAUCUACGCCCUUACGUUUUAAUACUUCUAAUACUUGAGUACUUUACUUAAACACUUAACUUUAACUAAUGGAAGUUGUUUGUACUUCCAAAUAUUAAAAUCUUAACUCUUAAACUUUGAGGGAGUUGAAGUUACUCUCCUCUCUUUAAGCUCAAAUCUCGACUUAAAUACUUGACUGACACGGGGAUCCCUCACUAGCUAGUCCGGUUACCAACUCAUACGUAUGAGAAGCCAUCCAGGCUUUCCUUAAACAUAAACUUAGUUAGGGAAGUCGUAACGAUUCAUCCCCCUAACAUCUUAAACUUAUCGUGGUGGCUCUUCACCACGAUUCUCAAGGGCAUAACUGCUGCCCAUCUUAAAAGUCUCAAGAGCAUAAAUGCUGCUCUAUCUAAAAAUCUCAAAUGGCAACGGACUGGCGCUAGUGACUAAAAACAUUUAAAACGACUUCACCUCCUUGAAGGCGAGUUACUUCUUUAAAAAGAACUUGACUCUUAACUUUAACGAUAACUUAUAACAACACGCUCUAAGGUAAAUGGCACAAAAUCACCUCAAAUCAUAGCUCAGGCAAGGCACAAAUAAUCAAUCACACACAAAAUCAAACAACGGUAACCAAUUCUCUAAAAUACUUAAAGGAAUACGUAAGGCGUAGAAUUUACCCCCUUUACACUCACCUUAUUAUCUGGCAUCCCGAUAUCCAUUCCUUCACCUGCUACCGAAUUAUUUCUUUGCACAGCACACAUGUACGUACCCAUCUCAUUUCGGAGAAGUCGAUGCAUUAUCCUCUCGUUCGGCGGCUGAGCAGUUCCAUUCAGCCUAGCUCGAGACUUUUCCACUAUUGAACGAAACUCUUCCUUCCAAGGUGACAAUGGCACCUGGAAAUCCCCAACUGCUCGAGACUUCGUCCCAAACUGCCCGUUGCGCUAGCCUCUCGCAUUUUUUUUUCUCAAUUUCCAUCCGCAACUCCUUAAUUUCUGGAGUCUACUUGGGCUAGAGCAACCAAUCGGACCUGGGCACCUUUGCAUCUACUUUUCCAGAACCGAAUUGAAGGGGUCGAUCUGGCCGCUUCUUCUUCACAAUAUCGCGCGGCUUCCUUCCUCCAUGUCUCUUCCCAAAAAAAAUUUGAUCAUGCUUCCUCCCUCUCUCUCCCUAUCACAAUCAAUUGCAAGCGGCGGA
Molecule: messenger RNA, 3128 nt
Organism: Linum trigynum
Lineage: Eukaryota; Viridiplantae; Streptophyta; Magnoliopsida; Malpighiales; Linaceae
Source: the annotation of a GenBank genome assembly